This is a messenger RNA of Monodelphis domestica (gray short-tailed opossum), 4900 nucleotides long. It is a transcript of the gene ENPP1, whose product is annotated as ectonucleotide pyrophosphatase/phosphodiesterase 1. Gene Ontology annotation, biological process: regulation of bone mineralization; nucleoside triphosphate catabolic process; inorganic diphosphate transport. The record is from RefSeq and is a predicted model, not a curated record. Gene Ontology annotation, cellular component: cell surface. NCBI's taxonomy places the organism in Eukaryota, Metazoa, Chordata, Mammalia, Didelphimorphia, Didelphidae. Gene Ontology annotation, molecular function: metal ion binding; dinucleotide phosphatase activity; nucleic acid binding.
CAGACAGGAAGCCAAAUAAUCCGGGGCGUUGGGCAGCUCUCCCCCUCACAUUUUACAUUAUUGGCUAGGGGAAAAGAGCCAAGGGUCUGAGAGGAGGCUGGCUGAAGGAGGGAGGCGGAGUUCCCGUGGCCAGGCCGCCCUCACUGGCUUUAUUAAAGCAAGGCAGUCUGCUGAGGAGCCUGAGAAGCAGCAAGCCUUAGCCAACCAUGGAGAGGGACGGCUGCAGCGGUAGCCACCGGGGAACCAAGGAGAGCCGCGCAGGGAUCAGCAAGGAGCAGGGCUACGGGGACACUGCCGGGGAUCCGCAGGCAGCUGUGAACAUGUUAGCUCCCUUGGAUGUGGGGGACGAGCAGCAGCUGGAGAAAGGUGCGCGGGCACACAAAGCCAAGGAUCCCAACACCUACAAAGUACUCUCCCUGGUUCUGUCUGUCUGCAUGUUAACAACAAUCCUUGGAUGUAUAUUUGGAUUGAAACCAAGUUGUUCCAGAGAAGUCAAAAGCUGUAAGGGUCGCUGUUUUGAGAGGACAUUUGGGAACUGUCGCUGUGAUGUCGCCUGUGUUGAACUUGGAAACUGCUGUCUAGAUUACCACGAAACAUGUAUAGAACCAGAGCAUAUAUGGACUUGCAGCAAAUUCAGGUGUGGUGAGAAAAGAUUGCCAAAAAGUCACUGCUCCUGUACAGAUGACUGCAAAACCAAGGGUGACUGUUGUAUUAACUAUGACUCUGUUUGCCAAGGUGAGGAAAGUUGGGUGGAAGAAGAAUGUGAAAACAUUAUUGAGCCUCAGUGUCCAACAGGGUUUGAAAUCCCACCUACUAUUUUGUUUUCAUUGGAUGGUUUCAGGGCCGAGUAUUUGCACACUUGGGGUGGACUUCUUCCUGUUAUUAGGAAACUACAAAAUUGUGGAACACACACAACAAAUUUGAGACCAGUAUAUCCCACAAAAACCUUUCCCAAUCACUACAGUCUUGUCACGGGUCUGUAUCCUGAAUCCCAUGGAAUCAUUGACAACAAAAUGUAUGACCCCGCAAUGAAUGCUUCCUUUGCACUUAAAAACAAAGAGAAAUUCAACCCAGAGUGGUAUAAAGGAGAACCCAUUUGGCUUACAACUAAAUAUCAAGAUCUUAAGUCUGGCACAUUUUUUUGGCCUGGAUCAGAUGUGGAAAUUAAUGGAAUUCUUCCAGAUAUAUAUCAAGUGUAUAAUGGUUCCAUUCCAUUUGAAGAAAGAGUUUUGGCUAUUCUUCAGUGGCUACAGCUUCCUAAAGAUAAAAGACCACACUUUUACACUCUGUAUUUAGAAGAACCAGAUUCUUCAGGGCAUUCAUUUGGACCUGUCAGCAGUCAAGUCAUCAAGGCUUUACAGAGAGUUGACAGCAUUGUUGGCAUGUUGAUGGAUGGACUUAAAACAAUGAACUUACACAGAUGCAUCAACCUUAUUCUUGUGUCAGAUCAUGGAAUGGAACAGGGUAGCUGUAAAAAAUAUGUCUACCUGAACAAGUAUUUGGGGGAUGUUAAAAAUGUCAAAGUAUUUUAUGGUCCUGCAGCUCGAUUCAGAAUUUUUGAUGCUUCAGAUAAUCAUCAGACUCUUAAUUAUGAAGACAUUGCCCGAAAUCUUUCUUGCAGGGAACCAGAUCAGCACUUCAAACCUUAUUUGAAAGAAUUUUUACCCAAGCGUUUACAUUUUGCGAAGAAUGAUAGAAUUGAACCUUUGAUAUUCUACUUAGAUCCUCAGUGGCAACUUGCACUGAAUCCAACAGAGAGAAAAUAUUGUGGAUCUGGAUUCCAUGGCUCAGAUAAUACAUUCUCAAAUAUGCAAGCCUUCUUCAUUGCCUAUGGACCUGCAUUCAAGCAUAAUACUAAAGUUGAGCCCUUUGAAAACAUAGAAAUUUAUAACUUAAUAUGUGAUUUACUGAAUUUGAAACCAGCUCCAAAUAAUGGAACUCAUGGAAGUCUUAAUCAUCUUCUAAAGGAACCUGUUCACAUACCAGAGCAUCCCAAAGAAGUGAGCCAUCCAGCAAAAUGUCCUUUUACAAAGAAAACAAAAGACAACCUUGGUUGCUCUUGUGACUCGGCUUCAUCCAUAGUGGAUUUUCAAUCAGAGUUAAAUAUGACCACAGAAGAAGAAAAGGUGAUCAAGCGUAAUAUCUUGCCCUAUGGAAGACCCAGGGUACUUCAAAAGAACAGCACUUUUUGUCUUCUUUACCAACACCAGUUCGUAAAUGCAUAUAGCCGCGACAUCACGAUGCCACUCUGGAGUUCCUAUACUGUUGACAAAAAUGAUAGUUUUUCUGCAGAAGACUUUUCAAACUGCUUCUACCAGGACCAUCGAAUACCUCCAAGUCCCAUCCGGAAGUGUUCAUUUUAUAAAAAUAAUCCAAAGCUAAGUUAUGGAUUCCUCUACCCUCCACAACUUACUAAAGGCUCCAAUAACAGAUACCAGGAAGCCCUGAUUACUAGUAAUAUAAUACCAAUGUACCAGAGUUUUCAAGUCAUAUGGAAUUACUUCCAUAAUGUCCUACUCCCAAGAUAUGCUGGAGAAAGGAAUGGAGUCAAUGUAGUCAGUGGCCCUGUGUUUGACUCAGAUUACAAUGGACUGUAUGAUACUCCAGAGAUCCGAAAACAAAACAGCAAACGCAUCAGUAAUCAAGAAGUCCUGAUACCCACUCAUUACUUCAUUGUACUAACAAGUUGCAAAAAUAAAACCCAGACUCCCUGGCGGUGUGAGAAUUCUUUAGAGACUCUAGCAUUCAUCAUCCCUCACAGGACAGACAACAGUGAAAGUUGUACUCAUGGGAAACAGGAAUCCUCAUGGGUGGAAGAGCUGCUGAAGCUUCAUAGAGCCCGUGUCACCGAUGUUGAAAUUAUCACAGGACUAAGCUUCUAUCAAGACAGAAAAGAGUCUGUCUCAGACAUUUUGAGGUGGAAAACAUAUUUGCCAACAUUUAAUCAAGAAGACUGAUCUUAUUUUUUGCCUGCUAUAUUUCUCUUUGAGAGAACUUUACAUUUCACAGAAAAGAGAAAAAUACAUUUUCUAUAGUAUUCUAUUCCCAGUGUCAUAUAUUAGCAUGUUGAUUGGAAACACUCAGCCAAAAGAAUUGGGAAUUGUUCAUGUGACACUCAUAUCUCAGGGAAACUUGUUGGACUAAGAGUAGCAGUAGGAGGGAGGUCCUAAUGUCUUAGACAAAUAUGAAUAUAUAAGAAUGGCAUGAGUUGUUUAAGCCCUGGGGAUAAAACCAAAGGAUAUGAAAAUUCUUUUCCAUUUCUCUUUAUCCUGGGAGGAGAAGAGUAAGUAAAUUUAAAAAUCUUCUGACAGUUUUAUUUCUAUUUUUUUGAUGAUUAAUGUACUCCCAUAAAGCCCGUGUAAAGGAGACUAAAGAGUGGUUCUUUGACAUUCCACAUUGCAUUAGCAUUUUAACAGAAGUUAAAAAGGUGAUAUUAUAUCACUUCUAACUAGGUGGCUUUUUAUUUUUUUAUUGAUCAGAAUAAAUGGGAGCAAAAAAAAUCACUCACGCACUUUCUACAAAAAUGAAAAUACAUGUCUGGUCAGUCAACUUAUUAGAGUAGAGAGAGGGUAGAUUUUGGAAUCAUUAAUCAAUUCAGAAAAAAAAAAGACUAAAGUUCUGGUCACAUAUCUUAGCUGUGUGAUCAUGGAUAAGUCACUUUGUAGUGCUCUGGGCAACUCUCUAAGACUGAAUUACAGACAAAAUGCCAAUGUGCAUUGGAGGAAGAAAUUUCUUCACCAGGAAUUCCCUACACUUGUGAAAUCACAAGAAUCCCUGCCAAAGUCAAUAAAUAAAUCCUAUGUGAUCCUUCUUCAAUUUGAAUGAAGUUAUUAUUUGUGGGAAGACCUACAACUGAACUGUACCUAUUUAUUGUAAAAGUUUAUUGUGGAGAUAAUUAGCUCUCUAUUUUGAUUUAUUCAAAGAGGAACCCAGUUAUAUUUCAGUACUAUUGAACUAGACAUUGGGAGAAAAAAAUCUUUCUGUGUUCUAAAAGUGAUCAUUUUAAACUGUAAUGUGAAUUAGGGUACAUCAAAUUUCACUGAAACAUUCAUAGAAGUCCCCAGCAAAGGCAAUAAGGUUUGUAUAUUUAACUUAUUCUAGCCAUUUCAGGUAAGGGAAAGUAGUCAUAAACCUUAGUGGUUGGAAAUGUACUUAUGUAGCUUCUAAGAGUUCAAUUGGCUUAUUAUAGCUACUGAACCAACAUUUUUUUUUGUAUAUAACAUUGGCACUACUGUCUCCAGCAUUUGUGGAUGUGAAGGUUUUGCCAGUAACUGGUGAUGGGUCUGGAGAUAUUGUAGCCCCAUCCCUCUUAAUCUCCCUUUGGAAUAAGAGAGAAUACAAUGAGCGUGAUUUUCUCAGGACUUAAGCUAUAUUCCCUGGUCCCAAAUUAGGAACCUUUGGAGGCUGUACUUCCUUUUUGGACACCUAGCAUACUAUUUAAUUGCUUCUGAAGUCCACCAUAUAUUUUUAUUUCCUCAUUCUUUGAUGUGGUCUAUUACCAGAUGGCCACAAAGAAUGCACAUGACUCUCAAAGGUACUGAAUUUGCAACUUGACAAUAGCUUGGAGUUACUUGGAGAAUAUAGCUCAUUUACUUUUAUUUAUUCUUUAAAAGAACAGAGAAACACAUGUAAGACUUCACUCAACUAUUGUGAAGCCUGUUAGAAAAGCUUAGCUAAGUGUGUAAGUCUUAUCUUUAUGCUAUACUGUCAUUGGGAUGCCAGGAUGGCUUGUCCCUCAUACAUGGAGCUUAUCCGCACACUACCAUUUUCUUUCUGCUACUGGCAUUAUUCAUUAGUGUCAAAAAGAUCAAUUUGUUAUAAUGUGUCACUAUGUUCCUCCAGCUUUGUAAUAGCAAAUUCAUUAAAAAUAUAUAUUUAUAUGUAAUAAAAACAUUCUGUU